UUCAUUUGAAUUCGCCGCGCUACAGUAGUUGGUAGUAGGCCGAAGUCGGUAACACUGAACAAGAGAGAUAGAUAGGGAAAGAGAUAGAAAAUGAUAAGCACGUGUGCGUAUCUUGCAAAAUCAUUGAGAUAAAAAAAUGGUUUAAAUAAAGAGUAAUUAGAGGUGUAACGGAGAAAGAAACUUUAAUUGUCGUUUCUCUUGUUACAGAGCAACACAUUGGUUUUUUUCUUGGAAAAUCCUCAAUAAUAGAAAUCCAUCUUACAAAAAGACAAUUUCAGUCAAUUAAAAUAAUGGAUAAAUUACAAUUUGAAUUUACAAUAGUCGCUUCUCCAAAAGACGAGAAGUCGGCUACGAUAGCCAUAACCUCAAUUAGAACAGAAGAUGGAUUGACGUAUGUCUUACAAGGAGACCAGGGAUUAACCAACCAUAUAGAAUUAAUGAAAACAGAGAAUUAUUUAAAAGCAAAGAAUAGUUUAAAAAAAAGACAUCAGUCAAGAAAAGUGUGGAUCUCUAUGACAGAAGAGUUGAGAAAAAUUUAUAUAGAUGAGGAUGGCAAUAUACAGUUUGCAGGUGAAUACUUACAAGAAAUAGAAGAAAAAGACAGAGCUGAUAUAAGAAAGGAUGAUUUGAGUAAGAUACUAGAAAAAUUGGUGGAAACAUCACAGAAAAAAGAAGGAGAGAAAAAAUUAAAACAGAUUGCAGAGAAGUAUAUGAUUGAGAAAUUCACUAGUAAGAAGCACUCAAAUGCCAAACAAUGGAUAGAGACAUUUGAGAAGGAGUGUACAAGAUUUGAUAUCACAGAAGAUGAAAUAAAAAUAGAGAUAUUAAGAUUGUUUUUGGAUAAAUUUUGUUUAGACUGGCACUGCAUGGGCAACGUUAACGAAGUUGAAAAUUACUGCUAAAUGGAUUGAAUGAAAAGAUAGAUUCCUAGAGACCUUUGCUGAUAAAGGAUAGAGCACGGUAACAUAUGCUUUGUCAUUUAGAUAUAAAGAAGGAUCUCUUAUUGAUUAUGCAAUGAGAAAGGAAAGACUUCUGCUAGAUAUAAAUAAAAAUAUAGAUACAAAAACAUUAACGACCUUAAUUGCAGUAGGACUGCCAGACUUCAUUAUGAAUAAAAUAGAUAGAGAAGAAUGUGAAGAUUCAACAAAACUGUUUAAUGAAAUAAGGAGGUAUGAGAGUUUAGUGAAUAAAAAAAGUUUUCCAAAGAAGAAAGAAGAGAAAUUUGAAAAUAAAAAAAAGACUGAAGAAAAAAGGCCAUGCAAGAACUGUGAAAGUUUAAGCAAAGGCAUCAGAUAUCAUCCGGAGGAGUUAUGAUGGUUUAAGAAGAAAGAAAAUAAUAAACCUAGCGUUGUAGGAAACAACUCAGUAAUAGAGGUAGAAUUGAACACAGAGAAAAAAAACUAGAUAUAACACCAUUAGUCAAAAUCAAAGUAUUACUAGAAGAUAAGUUGGAGAUAGAAGGGAUCUAUGAUUUAGGGUCUCAGAUCUCACUAAUAAAUUCAAAAUUAGUUAGAGUCAUAGAAGAUAAAGAUAUAAAUAAAAUACA
Molecule: messenger RNA, 1546 nt
Organism: Temnothorax curvispinosus
Lineage: Eukaryota; Metazoa; Arthropoda; Insecta; Hymenoptera; Formicidae
Exons: 2
Coding region: 291-902 (203 amino acids)
Source: RefSeq, a predicted model, not a curated record